GUGUAUUUCAUCCUGCGACCCAACAAGAAAGCCGAAACAACACUCAAACUUAUAUGAUGAGAAGAAAACGAAUUAGAUGCCCAAAUCAUGCACUAGAAUUUCUGGACAUGAUCCAUUUCUAACUAAGAUCUUGUAACGCUUGAAAAACUUGCGUGGAAUUGGUUGAACUGGAUUUGGGUAGCCAGGAUCAAACCCUUGAACCUAAAAACAGCAUGUAAAUUCAACGAUAGGCGUCAGGCCCUGAUCCAAAGCAUAGAUAUCUACAGAAGAGGUCCGGUCAUUGGUCAAGGUCCAACGGUUCCCCGAAGAUCGAACCAGCAAAUCCCAACUCAAUUUUCCAUCUGAAAAGUAGGGGCAAUUUUCCGAGCUAAGAUUUGCUAAAGAAGGGGAGCAGCCACCGCCUGUCCAUCGAAACACCGUCUCCUCUUCUCCCCUCUACAAAAAAGCCAGACCACCGAGAUGCAUCGGAUCGGAGAGCCUCGGGGAGCAAGAGAUCUACAGAGGAAAUCAAAUCACAACACCAGGGAGCAGAGCAAGGAAGAUGGCAGCCACGGGCACCUCCUUCCCGGUGGCGGUGCUGCUGCUGCUUCUUGCUGUUGCGCCGGCAACCGCCCAGAGUCCGGAGCCGGAAGAGCUAUUCCGCUGCAACAUGCCGAUGGACCUCUUGAGGUCCUGCAAAUACGUGAUGCUGGCCGGAUCCAAGCCCACCUCGGAUUGCUGCGGCUCGCUCAACUUUCUGAAAGACUACUGGCCCCGCUGCCUCUGCAGGUACCUGCAGCUGUCCGGCAACGAGACGUCGCCGGUCUACACGCCGUAUUUUCUCGAGGUGAUGGCGUCUACCAUUGUCUGCAGGAUCUCUCAUGGCUUCUCGGAUUGUCCAGAGAUCUUGGGGCUGUCGCCGAAUUCUGAUGAAGCGAGCAUGUUCCGGAUGCAUUUGAACGUGCCGCUGCUGUCCGACGCCCCUGCUGGCUCGCCCGUCUCUCCUCAAUUCAACGGGGGAGUCGGUUCGGCGAGUUACAGGCUUGGAACUGUUGCAAGCUUCAUCGCAGCUGCUGCAUGGCUCCUAAUAUAGCACAUUUCCGGCAUUUUAUCCGGCGCUCUACCGAUCAAAGACAUUCGAACAAGCCAGAGAAAUGCUUCAAUUCCUUGCUCAUCUAUCCUCCCAUGUCAUUAUCCAUCGCAUUGGUUGAUGGUUAAAUGGCAUCUUAAAUAUGCUCCCUUGAUGUAAAAUUUACAGGAAAUUAAGAGGAAUCCGAUCUCCAUCCCCCCCGCAGGUUGGUCCCUCAUCUUAAAUAAUGCAUAAUGCAGAUAUCCAGAAUUAUAUUUGGGA
Messenger RNA from Nymphaea colorata (pocket water lily), 1330 nucleotides. RefSeq names its product non-specific lipid transfer protein GPI-anchored 13-like. The record is from RefSeq and is a predicted model, not a curated record. Lineage: Eukaryota; Viridiplantae; Streptophyta; Magnoliopsida; Nymphaeales; Nymphaeaceae. Bases 542 to 1072 code for a protein of 176 amino acids. The transcript has 2 exons.